This is a messenger RNA of Symphalangus syndactylus (siamang), 7391 nucleotides long. It is a transcript of the gene LEAP2, whose product is annotated as liver enriched antimicrobial peptide 2. The record is from RefSeq and is a predicted model, not a curated record. Gene Ontology annotation, biological process: defense response to bacterium; antimicrobial humoral immune response mediated by antimicrobial peptide. Lineage: Eukaryota; Metazoa; Chordata; Mammalia; Primates; Hylobatidae.
UACAAGAAAGUAGCUGCAGCUACUCCUGCAGCUAACCAUUUGUGGGUGACAUGGGCUAUGGGGAGUGCAGGUUCUUAGCCCUCUGCUCCCAUAACAACAAUAAAGUCUAGUAACUAUAUUGUAAUUAGUAUGUGUCAAGAACACUUUUAUUUUUUAUUUUUUGAGGUGGAGUCUUGCUCUGUCACCCAGGCUGGAGUGCAGUGGUGCGAUCUCAGCUCACUGCCAUCUUUGCCUCCUGGGUUCAAACGAUUCUCGUCUCAGCCUCCGAGUAGCUGGGAUUACUGGUGCAGGACACCACACCUGGGUAAUUUUUUGUAUUUUUAGUAGAGACAGGUUUCACCAUGUUGGCCAGGCUGGUCUGGAACUCCUGACCUCAGAUGAUCUGCCUGCCUCAGCCUCCCAAAGUGCUGGGAUUACAGGCGUAAGCCAUGGUGCUCUGGACCUCACAUACUCUUCUUGGCUACACAAAUGAACUGUUAAACCUCACAAGCACCUUUAAUGUAUCCUCAUUUGGAAGAUGAGGAAACAGGCACAGAGAGAUUAAGUAAUUUGCCAGAAAUUAUACAGCAGUGAAUGGUGGAGUCUUGCACUAAAGUGAUGCUCUUAAAUCUAUGCUCUAUUGCAGAGAUGUCCAAUCUUUUGGCUUCCCUGGGCCACACGUAAAAUACACUAACACUACAAUAGCUGAUAAGCUUUAAAAAAUUGCAAAAAAACCUCAACGUUUUAAGAAAGUUUACAAAUUUUUGUUGGGUCGGAUUCAAAGCCAUCCUGAGCCGCUUGCUGCCCAGGACUGCGGUUGGACAAGCUUGCUCUGCUGCCUUUCCUCCUAAGGCAGGCCUUAGCCUGAGGGGAUAUCAGCUAUAAAACGGAUGAGGUGAUCUCUUGGCCUCCACAGCAGUUUUCUUUUUCUGUGCCAGGAAGCCAACAAUGUUCUCAACCGUAUGUGGUUCAUAAAGCCUCAAAGAUUUACUCUGGCCCUUUAUGAAUAAGGUUUACCCCUGAUCUAAAGCCUUUAAAUUAUCUUUUUGGUAUUAAAGGUACCAUUUUCCCUUUGCCCACCGACGGAUGGUGGGGGUAGGUGUGGUUGGCAGUUUUAUGCCUCUAGUUCCUUAGGCUUCUCUCUAAGCUUCGGGGCAUGGAUCUCACCUGUGCAGGUAUGUGGAAUAUGAUGAGUUGUCAAAACUCAGUACAGUACAUGAUAUGGGAUCUGAGAUCUGUUUUUAGAAACUCUUCUAAGGACUCUUCCUGCUAGCAGCAACUUUGAUUCUGGGUCAGACUUUUUUUUUUUUUUUUUUUGAGAUGGAGUCUUGCUCUGUCACCAGGUUGGAAUUCAGUGGUGUGAUCUCAGCUCACUGCAACCUCCGCCUCCCGGGCUCAAGUGAUUCUCCUGCCUCAGCCUCCCAAGUAGCUGGGACUACAGGCGCACACCAACACACCCAGCUAAUUUUUGUAUUUUUGUUUUUUUUUUUACUAGAGAUGGGGUUUCACCAUGUUGGCCAGGAUGGUCUUGAUCUCUUGACCUCGUGAUCCACCUGCCUCGGCCUCCCAAAGUGCUGGGAUUACAGGUGUGAGCCACUGUGCCCGGCCAGACUGUAUCUUUAUUAUCCUAAUUACUGCUAUUGCCUUUUAAGAAUCAAAAGUUAAGAUACUUCAAAACAUGGCCGGAUGCGGUCAGGAGUUUGAGACCAGCCUGGCCAACAUGGUGAAACCCUGUCUCUACUAAAAAUAUAAAAAUUAGCUGAGCGUGGUGGCACACGCCUAUAAUCCCAGCUACUCGGGAGGCUGAGGCAGAAUCGCUUGAACCUGGGAGGUGGAGGUUGCAGUGAGCCAAGAUUGUGCCACUGCACUCCAGCCUGGGUGACAGAGCGAGACUUCAAAACAAAACCUAAAAGAUAAACUACAUUGUGAAGCAGGAUAUGGGGACAAGGCUGGGUCUUACAGUCUUGGGCUCGUCCUCUUAGCCCCUCACUUCCUCAUUAUGUGAUAUAGACAAGAAACCUACUUUCAUGAGCCUUAAGCUUCUCACCCAUAAAAUGGAAAUAUUAUAAAGUUCUUGGGUUGUGAUGGUGAAAUGAGUGACAAGUGUCUGGCAAGAUGGUACAGGCUUAACACAGGGCAACUAACUGAGGAACUCUUCUACCUCACCCCCAAAAGACAGUCCAAUUUUCCCAUUUGCCUUUUUGUCCAGAUUUAUUCCCAGGUCUUGCAACAUAUUUGGGUCAUAGACUUCCUUGAGAAUGAUGAAAACUGUGGACUCAUCCUUACCUUGCAUAGCUUCAAAAAGUUCACAGCCCAGAGGAGGACCAAUGCUUUGAGAGGCCGUUAAUGUCUUUCUCCCUCUGGUGUUUGCCCCAAGCCGCCAAAGUAGACGGCCACCCUCUCCCAUCUUGCUCACCUUGUUCUACACUUAGACUAUUUCUCCCUGGUUCUUUGACUCCUUUGGAGAGACCAGCUUAAAAGAUCCAAACCCCUUUUCUCAGCCCAAACCAGGCACCGAGCCUAUUAUUUUUAUUCCAGGAGUGCUCUACUGAGAUGACCCUGCCGUAAGCCCUGUGAUGUGUGGAGCUUCUGCUUUGGAUGAAAUUAGUCUGCUUUAAGCCUGUGUCUCAUCAAAGGGCUUCCCUCUCUAAGCUUGGGGAAAUGGAUCUCACCUAUGUGGCAGGAGUGCUGAGGUGGUGGGUGUGUGGAAUGUGGUGAGUUUUAGUAGUUCAGUGCUCCUAUACAUGACCUGGGAUCAUUUUAGGGGACAUUCUAUUUGCAGAAAUCCUCAGAGGAGGACCUGAGUAAAACCUUUUAAGGAAGGACAGCUGCUGUGGGCUUCAGUGCUGGUAACCCAUCUGCAGCCUCCAGUCCUGAGUAUGGAUCCCUUACCUGCUACUCUGGCACAACCACUUGCUCCAUUUAAACUUUCUUUUUCCAAAUGCUCCUGCCCCCACAAGCGUUUUUAUCUACGGGCUGCAGAGUCUGAUGAAAGGAAUGCCCUCGCUCUUCUAGUUUGCAGGCAGUCCUCAAAAUGCAGGCCUAAGGUAGGCCCAAAAGUCUAUGCCAGUUCCAGCUAGCAAAAAAGCAAAUACACUUUGACCUUUUGUUGAAAUUUUACCUGGUAAAGUUUUUCCAUUUCAGAGUCUUUCAUCUUUUAUUAGGCACCUCCUGCUUAGGGACAGCAAAAAGUUUCCAAUUACUGCCGACUCCUAGUGAUCCACCUGGCGUGUGUUUCAAACAGCUGCUCAGGUAGCUAUACCCUCUUUCUCCCAUUUCAUCCUAAGCAUUUGCCUCAGAAGCAUAAAAUCUCUGAGAGUUGUAUCCAGAUUUACCAAGCUCUCAGCUAUCCAAUCUGCUUCAGUCUCAUUUUCUUCUUGUAAAUUAGUCAUUUGAACCCCCAAACUGACAGAAUAGGAGACUAAAGCCCAAAGAGGGGAAGGGCUGGCCUAUGGGCAGUUGCACUCUGUAGACCUCAGGCUACUGCUUACCAGCCAAGCAUUCUACCUUAUUAUGGCUGAAACUGUUAAAGGCUACUUAGGCCUUUCUAUUGGAUGAAGGAGCAUGUAGUUACAUGUAUAUUCACUGAGCAAAAUACUUGAUUGUAGAAUCCAUGAAUUUUUUUUUUUUUUUUUUAAUUUCAAGAAGAGGCCUUCACAGUCUCUCAAGUAUGGGAUGGCUGUGGACAAAUACUGUCAAUUCAGCUAAGUGCUGCCUGGAUGUUGCUUUGAGUUUGAUUUUUGCUCCAUACUUACUUAACUAGAACAACUAGCAUUCACGUAGACAUAUGUUAAAAUACUUUCCCCCAACAGUGGUUCCUUCCACAGAAAGUGACUAAUGGUUUUUUCUUUUGGGGAGAGGGUGGCAUACGACAUAGAGGCUUGAACCAAAGGCCUGUGCAAUGUUGUCACACUCAUGAGGAUGUAUGGUCCUUUUCCCCCUACACACUGAGGGGCAAGGGCUUCAAGCUCUUUCUUUCCUUGACUGUGUUAUCAGCUUUACAAAUAAUUAACACAAAGGCUAGUUUGAUCCUGCUAGAAGUACAGGAAGGCAGAAAUGGAGGAUUAGGAGAAUUACUCAUCUUUUGGAUGAACAGUUUCCAAAUCCCAUUUGGCACGUCACUCUAGACUGGUAAAGGGGAAGCUGGCACUGAGGCCACAGACCCAACAGGCUCUAGGACAGCACGUUGUUCAGUCCUUUGCUUAUCUAAUCACAUUUGUGUUCUUUCUUACUCAAUGCUCACUAGGUCACCCACAUAGCCACUUCCCCUCCCAGCAAAAGUUCCCAGUUAGGCCCCUGUCUGGGAUCAUCCAGUAUCCAAGCUCAGGGGUGAAGGGAGGGAGCAGAGAACUAGUCUCAACUGGUUAGUUAGUUGGUAUAUAGGUCUCUUCUCAAUGUUCCUAAAAUGCAUGCAGUGGCAUCCCCCUCAAGGCCUGGCUCCAUGAUUCUGAGAGGACUAGAAUCAGGACAGUCAGAUCUGUGGUCACAUCCUGCCCAAUUCCAGCUCUGAGGUCCAUCAAACCAUCUGCUUCUCCCUUGGCAAGAAGCUCCCUCUAUCUGACUGGCAGCAGGGUCAGUGGCCAUCCUUUUCUACCUUCAGCUGUUUGUUGUGCAUCUCCUCCACGUUUUCCUGGGGUAAAGGAACAAGCAGGUUCUUAUCCAAAUACACAACCUGUGAAGAUGAGACAGAUGGCCCUUGGGAAGAGGUAUUAGCCAAGUUUUCAGUGUGAUGCCUGGCAGAAAGAAUUUGUUGUAUUUAUCUUAAGCUUAUUAUCCUCCCAGGUCAUAGGAAGAUCUAAAGCCCAAUGAAUCUCCUUACUCGGAAUUCACACCUUUCCCCUCAAACUUAAAAUGCCCAUGUCAUUUCACGAGUACCCAUAACUACCCAUGGUUUAGAUACAUGUCCUCCCUUGGUCUAGAAAUCUGCAGCAGUUCCUACUUAAACUGAUGCUUUGGGCUUUGGAGGUAUCUCAUCCCUAUGCCUGCUGCCCUGAAGCUGCCGGAAGGAAAGGCCCCACUCAACUACUGGGAAGAAAGCCCAUAAUUCAAGGCUUUUAAUACAGUCACUACACAAGCUCUCCCUCUGAUUUAGGAGAUCUUGUUACCUCCUCAUCUACAUGUGCUUAAAGACAAAAAGAAACCUAUAAUUAUUAAAUUCACCUGUGGUCCAAGUAAGUCUCACAUCCAGCCAUUCCCCUGAGAGGGCACGAGGCCAGACUUUGAACUUUCCACAGCUGGGUCUUCAUUUUACUAGUGAGAUGAACAGGUGCAGAUUAGGGUGACAGUCCAUCUAAGCAAGUGGACGAUCUGGGGAACUGUAGACCUUGCUGAAGCAUCCUCCCACAGAAAGGAGAUAAGGGCCUUAUCCAAUUGCCUGUACACAAUAGAUUAGUGCUUCUUUCCUAGACAAGGCUGAAAGGGGCCAACAUUAUUUCUGAAGACUUCAUUAUUGGAAUUCUAUGGGAGUGAUCUCACUGAGCUAUUUUGGAAUAGAAAUGUGGCUAGUUGCCUGACCUCCCUCAAUGGUUUCAUGUGGCUUUCAAAGGGAAGGAAGGGCACUGCUGACUUUUGGUAAAAUGGGCGAAAGGGUCCAUGCCAGCAACACAAUCACUCAAAGUCCAGAUGAGGGAUCAGUAAAUACAAUGUGCCUGAAAGGCGGCCCUUGAGCACAUUCCUCCGGUAGACAUUAACUUAUUAAAUUGAUUCUGAUUACAAAUAUAAACUUUGCCCCCAUCUCACCCGGUAACAAUGCAAGAGUCGAUGUCAGUCUAUAAAAGGAAGUAGGAACUGUCCCUGGCUUUCAGGCUCCAACAUCCUCCCUCUGUCAAGAUGUGGCACCUCAAACUUUGUGCAGUCCUCAUGAUCUUCCUGUUGCUGUUGGGCCAGAUAGAUGGCUCCCCAAUACCAGAAGUGAGUUCAGCAAAGAGAAGGCCACGGAGAAUGACCCCAUUUUGGAGAGGGGUUUCCCUCAGGCCUAUUGGAGCCUCCUGCCGGGAUGAUUCUGAGUGUAUCACAAGGCUAUGCAGAAAAAGACGCUGUUCCUUAAGUGUGGCCCAGGAAUGAUGUACAUACCAGGGGAAGAAAGGACAGCAGUCACCUCCGAUAAUGCUCCGUUCUAUGGAAUAUUGACUGCAUUUUGGCUGGAGAGACCCAAGUGAAGCAAUCUUGUAUUUUUAAUAUUUAAAGGCAGAUGUAUGCUUUAAAUUGGUCUCCAUUUCUUCUUAGAAUGUUGAUAUAUGGAUAAGCAUUAACUAAACUUGUCAAUUUAGAGUUUAUUUUUCUAUGGAUACUAUUAAAUGUCUCAAAUUGAAAUUUUAGCAGUCUGGAAUUCAAGCUUUUGAGGGAAAGAAGGAUUCACUUUGUAUACUGAAGAAAAAAACGGCAUUGCCCAAUAAUGUGUUAGCUUCUCAAUCUGGAAAGUGUGGUGACAGCUACAUAAUCAACAGCUACAUACAACUUUAGCAAGUUCCUAAGCUGUGGCCCUGGAUCCCUUCACUCCGUAACUCUUCAGGGAGGUGUCAAAGGUGGUCAAGCUUGGGAGGCUGAGGCAGGAGAAUCACUUGAACCUGGGAGGCGGAGGUUGCAGUGAGCCAAGAUCAUGCCACUGCACCCCAGCCUGGGUGAGAGAGAGACUGUCUGUCUCAAAAAAAAAAAAAAAAAAAAGAUGGUCAAGCACUUGCCAUCUAAUGAAGCACCCAGGUUUGUCUAUGACUGUCUGAACAUAAGGCAGAACAGAAAGAAAAAUCUAGUUUAAUAAAGCAAUGAAAGCCCAAGCCACCAAAAGCACCAAAAGAGAUUUAAGAUUUCUGUUGGGACAAGGUGAAUUUUGACAUAUGCACAAGGACCCAUGGCCAGCAAGUUCAGAAUUUCUGUAAUCAGAAAAUGAGACCUCAGCUGGCGGGAACAGACUUUUAAAGAGUAGUAAUGGACCUUAAGACACAAAACAGGAAUUGCAUGAAAAGGGCUCAGAGUUGAAGAAAUAUAAAGAGUACAGUGUUCAUUAACUUUAAUACAGAAAAUCUAUUUGAUAUUUAUUAAACUUAGUUUCUCCAGCUAUGGUUUGGCAUUGUACAAAGCAUCUUAAUGACACAGUAGAGUUAAAAAGAUCUUUACAAAUUGAAAUGUGAUACCCUUGUCUCCAAAUAUUUUAAUUGCCAUAAAUUUGUUUAAAAAUACACAUUAAACGCAUGUUUGACACUCUAAACUUUCUAUACUCUCAAUACCACAAAAUACAUAUAAUAUACUAUACAGAUGUGGAAAAAUCUAGUUAGUAUAUAAUACUUUGCUCACCAUUAACAGCUUUAUCAUGUGAAAUGCACAUACUGACUUAGAAAUCCUAGCUUUUGAGCCCCAAAGUACCUCUGAAAUUGUAAUGUAUUGCAACAAAUAAAAAUCACAGUAUAUAAUUGAAA